CAUGCACUAUUCGAGAUCAGCAUUCUCAUACAAAUGUCGCUGCUAACAAAGCAGCGAGAACCACGACAAAUGCAAUCUCGAAUGGUCCUUAUAUCAACACACAAUUAAGUACUGCAUUGCUAGACCACACAAGUUCUUCCCUCAUUAAAAGGAACGAGGCAGCAAGAGCACGUCUCAGAAGGAGAUAUAUUCUAGAUGAAAGAAGGAGAGGUUUCCGUACAAACAAGAGCGUCGAAGGUUCUUCACAAGAUGUAGAUACCAAAGGCAAAAAAAGUGUAGGGACAUCAAACGAAAGUGGGCUGCCAAACUAUGCAGAGUACUGUUAUACUCCUGCCCUUCACACAAGUGUCGAUGCAAAUACCAUGGACACUUCAGCAGGCCAUUACCUUCCACUCUCUAACAUCACAAAAAUCAUAUUAAACGGAAGUGGGAGCAACCAAACAGCCAAAGGGGAUGCGACUAAAGAAUCACAUUCCAAAAGAAGAUCUUCUUUACAAGAAAAACAUGGAUACCAAUUUCAAAGUGGAGCAUGCACUAUUCGAGAUCAGCAUUCUCAUACAAAUGUCGCUGCUAACAAACAAGCGGGAACCUCAACAAAUGCAAUCUCGAGUGGCCCUUACUUCAACACACAAUUAAGUGUGCUCCAAAAUCAACCAAAGAGAAAAAGAAUAGCCACCAAUUUGGAUUCUUUGGGUGUGAAUCUAUUGACCAAAUUUUCAGAGGAUGCUCUUAUGUUUGACAAUGAAGUUGAUGGGCAUAAUCCUUGCAAAACAAUUUCACCAUCAUCAGCUCAAGGCACAUGUUACACGAACCAAACUCAAGCAUUAAAUUCAAAUCAAAGUGUGAGCAUACAUGAAACAUAUGAUCCACAAGUAAAUCAAGAAAUUGAUUCUGAUAGUGAUAUUGAUCAAUUCGAAGGUUUAGCUCCCGAUGAUGACAUCAGUUCAAGUGAAGAGUUACCCGAUACUCAUGAAAACACUACAGAAUUUAAUUUGGGUCAAGGUAUUAAUUAAAUAAUUUAAUAUAAUUUAACUCAUACUAACCACUGUGUAAUAUUUAUAUUAAAUUUAAAUUCUUUCUAGGAUACUUUGAUAUUGGAGAUCCACUUAUUCAGUGCGACAAAUGCAAGGCAUGCAUGUGGUAUCAAGAAAGAACUGACAAACAUAGAGACACUGUGUCACCAAAGUAUAAUCUUUGUUGUAGAAAGGGAAAAGUUCAAUUGCCACUGCUUAAGGAUCCCCCUAUGCUUCUCCAGCAUCUUUUAUUUGAUAACGAUGUUGAUAGCAAAAACUAUCAACAACAUAUUAGAGUGUACAAUAUGAUGUUUGCAUUCACAUCGCCUGGUGCAAGAAUUGACAAGUCCGUCAACGAUGGUCGAGGCCCGCCGACAUUCAAAAUACAGGGCCAAACAUGCCAUCGAGUGGGAAGCAUGUUACCUAUGCCAGGUCAACAUCCAAAGUUUGCUCAGUUAUACAUAUAUGAUACUGAGCAUGAGAUAGAAAACAGGAUUCGAGGAAUAAGAAAUCGAAAUGACAUAAAUGAAGAGAUUGUGUGCAAAUUAUCAGCGAUGCUACACCAAUACAAUGUGCACGCAAAAUCAUUUAGGAUGGCUAAGGAAAGAUUGCAAGAUGCACCUGUGCGAGAUCUACGACUAAAGUUGAUUUCUGACAGAGUUAGCGAUGGUCGAGUAUAUAAUCUGCCAACGGUUUCAGAAGUUGCUGCUCUUAUUGUUGGAGAUGUUAACACUUCAUCAAAAAGGGACAUAAUAAUGGAGACGCGAAGUCGUACACUUCAGCGAAUCAGUGAAUUGCAUACUAGCUAUUUGAGUUAUCAAUAUCCUCUUUUAUUUCCUUAUGGUGAGGAUGGAUAUAGGCAUGACGUGCUUCAUAGAGAUACAGGUAAUUCUAAUAGUUCUAAAAGAAACCGUCUUACCAUAAGGGAGUGGCUUUGUUUUAGACU
Molecule: messenger RNA, 1959 nt
Organism: Cuscuta epithymum
Lineage: Eukaryota; Viridiplantae; Streptophyta; Magnoliopsida; Solanales; Convolvulaceae
Source: the annotation of a GenBank genome assembly